Molecule: messenger RNA, 2672 nt
Organism: Ruditapes philippinarum (Manila clam)
Lineage: Eukaryota; Metazoa; Mollusca; Bivalvia; Venerida; Veneridae
Product: growth hormone secretagogue receptor type 1-like
Exons: 1
Coding region: 1423-2628 (401 amino acids)
Biological process (GO): G protein-coupled receptor signaling pathway
Cellular component (GO): plasma membrane
Molecular function (GO): G protein-coupled receptor activity
Source: RefSeq, a predicted model, not a curated record
CAUUCACAAUUUCUUUACCAUUUACUGGCAGAGGCACAUGUUGGGAACAUCUGCAUUAUUUCAGGCAUAUGAGCAGCCACUUAAUUUAUUUGUGUGUGUGUUUUUGUCAAUUUUAAAGUUGCACUUAGUAGCACUGUUAAGGUCAUAUAGCAAUUUACCAGCUUUGCUGGUGGAGGAAGAACUCUUCAGCCUAUUAUUUCAUAGACAAGCAGGCAUCUGAGUGGAAUCACUGAGCUUGCAGCAGCUAUUUGAAGAGUUUCCCCACAAGAAAAAAUCCAAAUACCCUUUAACUUCCAAUCUUAGCUGUCAUGAUAUCCUAAGGGAAGGUUUCAAGCCACAAUAAGUGAAUGGCAUUUUCAAUUCUAAUGCAUGAAUAUCACAAAAAAUGCUAUUGGAAAAAUUCUUGCAGAAAAUGAAUAAACCCAAAAAUUAAAUAGCAUGAAUGAGAAUUUGAGUAGCAUGAAUGAUAAUUUGAGUAAACUGGUAAUCAAAUUUUUUCUUUCACUAACUUGAAAACAGUGCUUUUUUUUUCUUUCUUCAAUUUAAUGUGUGAAUAUCACAAAAUCAUGCUGUUGUGAAAAUUCCUGCAACCUUCCGUGCUGAUAAAAAAUCAAGUUAACUAUGGUAUAUCAACUUGAUAAUCACACUAAACCCAUGUUUUAUUUUUUUUACCUUUUCCCUACCAAUCGUGUAUAACAUUACAAAAUAACAAUCACCACCUAAGCAUAACAGUAAUAAUACAACUUGUUAAAUAUCACAGUCUCCAUAUAUUCUGAGAAACAAAUUACUUUUCCCUGAUAAUUAAUUUUAACAGCAUUCGCAUUGUUAAUAUCACACUGAUACUAUUUACAUACAUAAAUAAAUUGUAUCAUCAGAAAUAUUGUGAAACCUACUAAUAUGAUUACACCAUAAAGGCAAGUUUCUGAUGAAAAAAAUUAAGCAGUAAUCAUAUUUCAAAAGGUACAGAUUUUAUUACUUGUAAUUACAUUUUCACAAGCUAUGAUUUGUUUGUCACUGCAAUUGUAUCUCCUGGGGAAAAAGGGUUUUAUUUUCAUAAACUGAAACAUUAGUGAGCAGAUCAUUUUCAUCAAGCUUUCAACCAAGCAAAGCAACAGUAGAAUUUAUUGAAUGAGAGAAUUUCACCAGUCUUUCAAGUUUCCUAUUAAUUGUCAAACAGCACUUGGACUAGGAAAUUGUGAGGAAAAAUAACCGAGAAUAAUUUCUUGAAUACUGGCACAGUUGCAUGGAAAGUAUCAAUAUAUUUCACAUGUUCAAACUAUACAACUUAACAAGUGACAUAAACAUGAUGAUUUUCUUCAACUAUUAAGAGAUUUAGGAGAAACAGUUUUCUGGAAAUAUAAAAAAAACUGGAUUUUUUUCCAUACUGAGCAACCACAUUGUCAAUUACAAUUCAUAUAAAGAAUGGAUAGUGGACAACAAAAUGGUUCGAACAUUUCCAGAAUGAUAUGGACAAUUGGAACACCAAUAGUAUUCUUUGUAGGAAUUGUGGGAAAUAUUAUCACAAUCAUUGUUCUGACAAAGAACCGUCAGAAACGCUCGUCAACAACUGUUUACCUCACAGUGCUAGCGGUCACAGAUCUGCUCGUCAUGACGAUAUCGUUACCAAGAUGGUGGAUGAUAUAUACAUUUGGAGUUGAUAUUCGGCACUUGAGUAACGGUAUGUGUAAACUUCAUUGGUUCAUGACCUACUUUGACAGCGCACUCUCGGUCAGUAUCCUUGUUGCGGUGACCAUAGAGAGAAUCAUCAGCACCGUGAAGCCUUAUCAAAUGAAGAAACUGUGCACGGUCGCAAGCGCCGCUACAAUAUCCAGCAUCAUUAUUGUCGUCAUGCUGUUACUUCACUCGCAUGUUUUGUACGGCUUCUCAUUGUUUCAUACAGAAAUUAGCAUUACAAACAACAACAACAACUCAAGCAAUGGUACAAAUGCUACAGAUAUGACAGCAAACUUGACAGAAAAUACUUCUUUUACGGAAACAAAUCAAAGAAACUGCAAUAUCUCUGGUGUAAAUGAAAUCUCAAACUGUUCCAGGCAAGCCGCUUUAAAUUCUACUGUAUUGAACGAAGACAAAGAGUUUCGUACUCAACUGGUAAAAAUAUGCUGGCUUCAAAACUCAGGCUAUGUGAAAUUCUACAAUAGCUCAUUUCAAAUAGUAACAAUUUUACUCUUAAAUAUAAUACCAGAGUGUGUUUUUCUGAUUGGUGGGAUCAUUAUUGUCAGAAAACUGAUGACAGCUCGACGACGUGUAGCGUCCAAUCAGUUGGAACCAAACGGAAACCAGCACAACUAUCAAGCCGACUCAAAUUCGAGACAGAUAACACUGACGUUACUGUUGGUCAACAUCGUAUUCGUCAUCUGUACAAUGCCAGUUCUCAUUUUCCUGGUAAAACGGUCUGAUUGGGUCGAUGAAAAAAAGGGCAUGACCGAGACACAGGAGAUUAUCUGGGCAAUAUUCAACCUUAUGUUCUACACAAACCAUGCCGUCAACUUUAUUCUGUAUUUUCUAAGUGGUAAAAAGUUCAGGAAGCAGGUAAUUGCCGUGUUUCGAUGCAGGAAUCAAUCAAGUGAAAAUUUUGUGACAAGAACUCGAGUAACCAGUGUUUUGUAAAGGCUUACAGGCAAUGUCAUCUUACCAACAAAAUGGAUUUUAUA